Messenger RNA from Triticum aestivum (bread wheat), 4206 nucleotides. Its product is annotated as disease resistance protein Pik-2. Gene Ontology annotation, molecular function: ADP binding. The transcript is spliced from 5 exons. Gene Ontology annotation, biological process: defense response to other organism. The record is from RefSeq and is a predicted model, not a curated record. Bases 458 to 4051 code for a protein of 1197 amino acids. Lineage: Eukaryota; Viridiplantae; Streptophyta; Magnoliopsida; Poales; Poaceae.
UUCACUGGCCCACAAGAUUCAAUACAAUACUAGCAUUGGAUUCCAUUUCUCACAAGAAAGCAUCCACACAGCUCGCUUGCACACACCAUCCUCUUCUCCAUUCUGGACUGCAAUUGUGUUUCCUUGUGUUCUGCGUGUGUUGAGAGCUCUGAGCAUUCCAACAGCAGAGCGAGUGGCCACUGCUGCCCAUCGUGAAGGAGAAGGCAUCCAGCUAGCUCCUGGACCAGUACAAGAUGAUGGAGGGGUGUAAUGGCAUCCCUUCGUCCUGAUCUCUGAAGUUUGUCACUUGGGAGAACGCUGGUGUUGAGGUUGCGUUCACCAUCAUUGAUUUCAGCGCUGUUUUUUGGUCGCUCACGAGGCUACUAUCAUCGCCUUAGUCUUCAUCUUCAUCGCCGUUGACAACACCAGUAUAGCCUCUAUCCGUCAGAACAAAUUGAUCCACACAAAUAUCCAGUAAAUGGAGGCUACGACCAUCAGCAUUGGCAAGUCCGUGUUGAGCGGGGCUCUCAACUACGCCCAAUCCGCUGUUGCCGAGGAGGUGGCUCUGCAGCUUGGUGUCCAGCGUGACCACUGCUUCAUUUCGGACGAGCUUGAGAUGAUGCAGUCAUUCCUGAUGGCUGCGCACGACGAGCGAGAUGACAAUAAGGUGGUCAGGACUUGGGUGAAACAAGUCCGCGAUGUGUCCUACGCCGUCGAGGACUGUCUCCAUGAUUGUGCCGUUCGUCUUCAGAAGCAGUCUUGGUGGCGCAUCCCUCGCAAGCUGCUAGACCGGCGUUGUGUGGCGAAGCAGAUGAAGGAGCUUAGAAUCAAGGUGGAGGAUGUCAGCCAGAGGAACCAACGGUACCACCUCAUCAAGGGUUCUAGCUCCAAGCCUACCUCCAUUGUUGGGCAGCCUACCAUCUCCAGCGCAACGAUGUCGGCUGCCGAUGAUGCAAGGCUACUGCGGCAGAAAGCAAAAAUGGAUCUCGUCAAGUUGAUCAAUUGCAAGGAUGAUGCACUUCGAGUGAUAGCGUUGUGGGGCACAAGUAGCAGUGAUCUUGGGGAGAUAUCCAUCAUUCGAAGUGCCUAUGAAGAUCCCAUGAUACACAAGAAUUUUGAUUGCUGUGCUUGGAUCACAUUGAUGUGCCCUUUCAAUCAGACAGAUUUCAUUCGAAGCAUCAUUAGGCAAAUUUAUGUUAAUUCUCUUCAAGAAACAGGAAAAGAAGGAAAAUCAGCUAUUGGGGCCCAAGUUUUGAGGAUGAUGGCAACGAUGAAAGAAGAUGGUUUGGCUCAUGAGUUCGAGAGAUAUUUGAAUUUCAAGAGUUACCUAAUUGUACUUAAUGGCAUACGCACCAUCGAAGAGUGGGAUUGCAUUAAAACAUGUUUCCCAAACAACAAGGAAGGAAGUCGAAUCAUAGUAUCCACUGAGAAUGUUGAAGUUGCAAGCUUAUGCAUAGGAGCAGAGGAUGAAGCUCUGGAGCAUAAGAAGUUAUUUGUUGAUCGAUCUCUUUAUGCUUUCUACAGUAAGGUUUCUCAGGAGGGAAGGAAUUCGGAGGAAAAAGGGUCCACCUCAUAUGUAACCCCUAGCGUUGUUAACAGCUCUGCACACAAGAACAUCCUCACUCGUAUGGAGACAAUGGCUACUCUAGAGGAAUCUCGCCUCAUCGGGAGAGGGAAUGAAAAAGAGGAAAUCAUCAAACUAAUCUCAAAUAAAGAUCCCCAGCAAUUUCAUGUGUUCUCCUUGUGGGGAAUGGGUGGUAUUGGAAAAACAACACUAGUGAGGGAUAUCUAUCAAAGCCAAGAGAUUAGUAGCAUGUUUGAUAAGCGUGCUUGUGUCACAGUCAUGCGUCCUUUCAAUCCAGCAACACUCCUUGGGAGCUUAGCUAUGCAAUUCGGAGGUAAAAAUGGGACAGAUUUAAGGACAUGUUUAGAAGGAAAGAGAUAUUUGCUUGUUCUUGAUGAUCUGUGGUCCUUAUUAGAGUUGGGUGCUAUAAAACAAUAUUUGCCAGAAACGGCAGCAAGCUGCAUUAUAGUCACCACAAGGGAAGAGAAUAUUGCGAAGCACUGCUCCAAGGAUGAAAGAAAUAUAUACCCUCUUCACCAUCUGGGUCUUGUUGAUGCAUGUACCCUCUUCAACAAAAAGGUAUUUAAGGAGACCGUAAAUUUGGAUGAGCAAUAUCCAGAGUUGGUUGAAGAAGCAAAACUGAUAUUGAAGAAGUGCAGAGGACUUCCCCUUGCACUAGUCACCAUAGGUGGCUUCUUGGCAAGCCAACCAAAAACUGCUUUUGAGUGGAGAAAAUUGAAUGAGCAUAUUACUGCUGAAUUGGAGAUGAAUCCAGAACUUGAGAUCAUAAAAGCAGUCCUUAUGAAAAGCUAUGAUGGUUUACCCUAUCACCUCAAGGCCUGUUUCUUGUAUCUGGCUAUCUUUCCUGAAGACUACAUGAUUGCACGGAGACGCUUAGUGCGUCGGUGGAUUGCAGAGGGUUACUCAAGUGAGGUGCGUGGCAAGUCUGUGGAGGAAGUAUUGGACUCUUACUUCAUGGAACUCAUAGGCAGAAGCAUGAUUCUGCCGUCUCAACAGUCAAUUCAUAGUAGGAAAGGAAUUGACUCUUGCCAUGUCCAUGAUCUCAUUCGUGAAAUUGCCAUCUCAAAGUCUAUGGAGGAGAAUCUUGUUUUCACAUUGGAGGAAGGGUGCAGCUUAAAUAACCAAGGCACAGUGCGUCAUCUUGUUGUAAGCAACAAUUGGAAGGGGGAUCAAAGCGAGUUUGAGAAUAUAGUAGACUUGUCCCAUGUACGAUCGUUGACAGUGUUUGGAAAUUGGAGGCCAUUUUAUAUUUCGGAUAAGAUGAGGUUACUACGAGUGCUGGAUUUGGAAGGCAAUUGGGAUCUAUUUAAUCAUCACCUUCAGCACAUUGGGAAGCUUCUACACCUUAGAUAUCUUUCUCUAAGGGGACAUGCUGAUGUAUUUCACCUACCAAAUUCGCUGGGGAACCUGAAACAACUCCAGACAUUAGAUAUUUCAGGUACAAGCAUAGUAAAGCUACCAAGGACCAUCAUCAAGCUUGUGAAGAUGCAACGCAUUCUUGCUGGCAGCAUAGGAGAGAGAAAUAGCAAUAUAUUUGAUGGUGCAGAUGAGCAGUCACUAAUGAGUUUGCCUUUAUAUUCAGCAUUGUGUUGUAUGGCAUGUUGUGCACCUAAAUUUCUGGCAGACGGUCUUGAACUUGACAAUGAAGCUCAACUUAGCAGGCGUGAUGUAUGCACUGCGUUCUGUUGCAGCAUAUUACCUUAUUAUGCGGCAGGAGGACGAAAUCCAGGUGGUGUUGAAAUGCCAAGAGGGAUUUGGAAACUGAAGGCGCUGCACACACUUCAUACUGUGGACAUAUCAGUGGGGAAGACUGUUCUACAAGAUAUAAAAAGGUUAACCCGGUUACACAAGUUAGGACUGACAGGCAUCAACAAGAGAAAUGCUCGAGAGUUGUGUUCAGCACUUGCUUGUCUCAGCAGCGUGGAGUCAUUGUCAUUGCGGUCACGCGGAAACACAGGUUUAUUCGGCUGCUUGGAUGGCCUGUCCUCACCUCCAGAAAACCUGCAGAGCCUCAAGUUGAGAGGCAACCUGGCUAAACUGCCAGAGUGGAUCCAAGGACUCAAAAAUCUUGUGAAGCUGAAGCUAGAGGGGUCGAGAAUAUGGGAGCAUGAUGUGGCCAUACAAGUCCUUGGGAAUCUACCUAACCUUUCCACCAUACGUCUAUUGAAGGGCUCGUUCGUUGGUGAAGAAGUCCGUUUCAAUUUCCAUUGGGAGGCAUUCCUGAGCCUGAAGGUGCUGCAGCUGCAUUCUAUAGAAAACCUCAAGUCGGUGUGGUUUGAAGGACGAGCAUCCCCUAAGCUUGAGUUGCUGCAGUAUUCUGAUGAGGAUAUACCCAAAGUUGGGUUGUUCUGUGGGUUGUCAUAUCUCCUAAGCCUCAAGGAAUUUAUGCUGCAUAGGUCGGACUGGCAUAAGAGCGAGUUUGUGGAGGACCUGCGCUGCCAGCUCACAGAGAAUAUUAAUGGACCCAUUUUGAAGAGUUGGCAGUAGCUGUAUUAAACUCCCUUUUUGUCUAUGUUAAUAUUCAUGUACGUAUUAGUAGGUCCCUCCCUUGUGGUGGUAUUUCCUUCGAUUAAUUGAGUUGAUGUAAGCUGCUACUCCGUUUGUGCGGGCGCACGGUGGUAUGAUGGCAAAUGGCAUCCGUC